Messenger RNA from Arctia plantaginis, 1362 nucleotides. NCBI's taxonomy places the organism in Eukaryota, Metazoa, Arthropoda, Insecta, Lepidoptera, Erebidae. The record is from the annotation of a GenBank genome assembly.
AUGUUGUUUAUAGGUAAAACGCAAGAAGCUGAAAACAUGAAGUGCGCAUGUAAAUGGAAAAUUAAAUCAACAAUGCUCGUUGAUAGAUGUAAAACUGUGCUAAUACUAUCAAGCGUGGUGUGUACGUUAGCUAUUGUGAUAUCUCUGCAGAAAGUGCUGAAUUACGAGGUAAGAUAUACCAAGCCAUUCGCACCGAUACCAGAUGGAUUGUACGGCAACUACUUAGAACCUAUUCCUGAGCAGAAUCACGAUCCGCCCCCACUUAAACCUUUAGAUAAAACCAGAGAUGCAGAAGCUGUAGUGUCAUUAAAUGCUGCUCUGGAGAUGAAAAAAGUUGGGAAGGCUGAUAAAGCUUUAAAGCUUUUCCAACAUGCAUUUGCCCUUUCACCGAAACACGCAGACAUACUUAAUCACUAUGGAGAGUUUUUAGAAGAUACUAAAAAAGAUGUGGUGAAAGCAGACCAGCUGUAUACAUUAGCUUUAACCAAUUAUCCUGAUCACACGGGAGCUUUAAUGAACAGACAGCGUACUGCGAGUAUAGUGGAAAACUUAGACAGAGAUGUGCUUCGUAAAAUUGAAGAUAAACGGGAUGCACUUUCAUCGAUACCGGAAAACAACUCUGCUCUACGUAGAGCCAAGAAAGAAGCAUACUUCCAACACAUUUAUCACACGGUAGCAAUUGAAGGCAAUACAAUGACGCUGCAACAAACGAGAAGUAUAUUAGAGACCAGAAUAGCAGUUUCUGGUAAGAGCAUUGAUGAGCACAAUGAAAUUUUAGGUCUAGAUGCUGCGAUGAAGUAUAUAAAUCAAACAUUAUUGUACCGUUUACGUGAUAUAACUAUGGGUGAUAUAUUAGAGAUACAUAAAAGAGUUCUAGGGCAUGUGGAUCCGGUUGAAGGUGGACAAUUCCGUAGAACACAAGUUUAUGUUGGCGGUCAUAUACCUCCCGGGCCAUCAGAGAUACAGAGACUUAUGACACAAUUUUUAGAGUGGCUAAAUUCAGAAGAUGCAUUAGACCUGCAUCCUGUCAGAUAUGCAGCAUUAGCUCACUACAAACUGGUUCACAUUCACCCAUUCAUAGAUGGUAACGGUCGUACAUCACGGCUGCUUAUGAACUUACUACUGAUGCAGGCGGGAUACCCUCCAGUGAUUAUUGCCAAACAGCACAGACAUCUUUACUAUCAACACUUGCAAACAGCAAAUGAGGGUGAUGUCAGACCAUUUGUAAGAUUUAUUGCGCAGUGUACAGAGCGGACUCUGAAUCUAUACCUUUGGGCUACCAGUGAAUACUCUCACAUGGUGCCCGCUAUCGGUGAGCCUCAUAUAUUAACAGGAGAAGAUAUCGAGGAGAACUUGUUAUGA